UAAUGCUCAUUUUGUCACUUUGCAAAUAUGGCGUAGGAUUGAACAAAAUGCAGUCGGAGACAAUUUGAUGUAGUUGUCAAUUCGGAAUUUUAUUGAAAAAGACAUGCACACAAAUUAAAAGACUUUGAAUCAAUUUUAGUGAAGGAACUGUUUUGAAAAGUGAAAUGUGAAUUUUACGCAAUGGCACAAGCUGCAAUUUACUGAAAAAGGUUAUUGGUUGUGUUACAUAUUGUAGCGUCCGAUUAUAUAAAUAGAGGAGAUAUACAAAAAUGGGUAAACAAAACAGCAAACUAAAACCCGAGGUAUUAGAAGAUCUGAAGCAAAACACUGAAUUCUCAGACGCCGAAAUUCAAGAAUGGUACAAAGGAUUUCUAAAAGAUUGUCCAAGUGGUCAUUUGUCUGUAGAAGAAUUUAAGAAAAUAUAUGGGAAUUUCUUCCCUUAUGGGGAUGCAAGUAAGUUUGCAGAACACGUGUUUCGAACUUUCGACGCGAACGGCGAUGGAACGAUAGACUUUCGGGAGUUCUUGUGUGCACUGAGUGUGACGUCACGUGGAAAACUCGAGCAGAAACUGAAAUGGGCCUUCUCCAUGUACGAUCUCGAUGGAAACGGCUACAUUUCGCGGCAGGAGAUGCUAGAAAUCGUUACUGCUAUUUACAAAAUGGUUGGAUCCGUCAUGAAAAUGCCGGAGGACGAGUCGACGCCCGAAAAGAGGACCGACAAAAUAUUCCGGCAGAUGGACAGAAACAAAGACGGGAAACUUUCCCUCGAGGAAUUCAUAGAGGGCGCCAAGAGCGACCCCUCCAUCGUGCGGCUGCUGCAGUGCGACCCGCAGUCACAGUGAUACCUUAAAUAUUAAUAUAACCGAGGCGUUGACACCCAUUGGUCUAUCCACACAGUAUCUUAUAUAAUCCUAUUGUAAUAUAAUAAUAUCACCCUUAUUACCAUGCUUGUAAGAGCUAGUGCGCGAAGUAAAGCGUUUAUACACGUGAUGUGUCUAUUCGAGUAGUCCUGUUGUUUGGCUGUGAUGCUGACAUCAAUGUAACCAUUCUGACCAGAGUAACCCACUAUCGUCCCGCUACUGGGCACGAAUCUUCUCGAAACAAUAUAUCUAUUAUCACCACGCUUUGGUGUAAGGAUUUAAGUUUUCACGUCAAAAAUCAAUUAUUAUUUUUUAUUAAUGAAUUGUUGAUAAAUACGAGUAUAUGCCUUAUCGUUUCAUUCACAAACAUCUAUUACAUUGUAAUUGGACACAUUAUCCCCAAAGAAGCACUUAUCUACUUACUAUUGUGCUCAAUUGUUUCACAUAUUGUGUCACAAUCCCACUGUCGUGCUAUUAAAAAGCGUAGUGAGUUUUUGGUCUUUAUAAUAUAUAUCUACUGUUACUAAUUAGUAAACACUAACUUUACUACUAAAUUUACAAUAUAAAAAUUGCGUCAGAUGAACAAAAUAAAUAUAUCUGUUAGUUUCAAUAUAAAAUUGAUAGUUUAUUAAUGAAUCUUUAAUUAAUUCGGUAAGAGUAUUAAUCUCUAAUUUGGGACGUCGUGCGUCUAAUAUUGAAGACUGUAAAUUAGUUCUGAUUAUGAUUAAGUCCAAUUUGUAAUUUAAAAAGUACAAAUUAUAAUUUCUGAUAUUCAAACUGAAAUGUCAAAAUAUAUCGAAACUUCUUUUAUAAUAUUAUAUUAUAAUUACGAUAAUUUUUAAAUAAUUUCUCUUCAGUUAUAGUAUAUUAGGUACAGUGAAUGAUUGCUAAUUGGAGUUCUCAAAUAGAGCGCACUAUUGUAAAACUGACAAAGUACAUAUAACUUGUAAAUGUUAUUCAAACCAAAUAUGGUUCUAUAAUUAUAUAACAAGUGGCUCUGUAAUGUUAAAAGUUGACCAGAACAAAGUAGAGGUGAUGCAUAUAAAUCUGAACACUCAAACACAGUAGGUUUCAAAGAAACAACUCGGAACUGUUCCGUCGAAACCGUAACAACACUUUUAGUUUCACAAUCGGUUGCAUCGACCUAACUAAACACAGAACAUGCUCUUCUCGUAUCUAGCAUAUGGACUUACGCUAUGUUAGAAAGAGAUAGCAGCUAUUCUCUGCUUGUUUUCUUACAGAAAACAUGCUCUUUUCAUAUGUAGCAUACGGAGUUAACCUAUGUCAGGAGAUAGUGGCUAUUCUCUGCUUGUUAUCUUACAGGAAGUAUUUAUUCUCUUCACGUAUCUAGCAUAUGGAAUUAACCUAUGUUAGAAAGAGAUAGCAUCUGUUCUCUGCUCUAGAACAGUCGUUGAUGUUGAAACAGUGUUUCGAUAUAACACUUUGAUAUAACAACAUUCGAUGUUACUUUGGGACAGGCCAGUGGAACUGUUUUUAUAUUUGAACACGAACGGAUGCAACAGAUUUCGUAAUUUAUCCUGUUUCAGACCACCUCUGGAACAAAGUAUUUCUGAAAAUGUUUAAUACUUUGUUUUUGAUUAUUCCCAUGUUUAUAAAAAUAAAAAAAAAUACAGCGAUAUAAAAAAAAUUAACAAAAUUUAGUUAGCAUUUAAAUUUAAAUUCUUAUUUAGAGAUAAUUACUCUAGAGUACAUAAAAUUUUACAAAAUUUUAUGUACUCUAUACAUAUGUACUCAUACUCUACAUACAGACAGAAAGAAGAUAGAUAUGUUACUUAUCUAAAAUAUAAAAUCGCACUUUACGGAGCCACAUUUUAAAUGAUUAUUCAGAAAUAUUUGAAAUCAUGUGUCAGUUUUCGUGAUGCGCCCUCUAGCGGGAAUUAUGGUGCAACAAGCCAAAUAUCAGGAUUACGUGUGACUAUAACGUGUGUAUAGUAUGUUACAGUUUUCCCCGUGUUUUAUAUAGUUAAGCUAAAAUAAUUUUUGUCCUCAUAAUGAUUUGUGACACAGUCUCCGCCCACAGUUGUUACAUUUUAUCCACUAAAAGUUUGCGUGUAUUUUAAAAUUAGCAGCGUUGUACCUGCACACACUUCGGUUUUAAUAAUUCACGUAUUAUUAAUAAUUUAUAAUUGAAAUAAAUCUAUGAAUUUAAUGGUGGAUGUAAUAUGAUGUUUUUGGAAUCGUUCGUUCUUAAUAUUAUAGAUCUUAUUUCAUGACAUCUCAAUGCGUGCAUUGAUGUUACAUUUUAAAUUAUAUCUGUGUCUUUCUUGAUAUCGUCGGCGCAGGUGGAGAUAUAGCUAAUCGCGAUUUACAAUUUUUUUUUUUUAGUUGGUUUAACUACAACGUAACUUUAUUGUCGACGUUUUUAUAAAUAUUGACAGUAAAUAGUAAAUUGUGAUUAAGUGAAAUUCAAUUAUACAAUUCUUCACUUACACCGACAAUAUACCUAAUGUUAAUUAUCAUAGAUAGCCUUAUCUGAUUGUAAAGCUAACGCAGUAGUUAUUACGCCCUCAUCCCAUCGAUUGGAUUAUACCUUCUCUUUGAUUUUGAAGGGAAAAUAUGUGCAGUGCCAUGUUACAUACAUAUUAUUUAUGUUUAUAAUUCGGUGUGUGUCUCCACGUUAUAAGAUGUAUUGCGGUAAAUUUGUACGGUACCAACCGUGUUGUCAAAAGUUUUGUUUAGUUUACGACAAUGUCGUUACGAUAAAAUAUAAGUCACUUAUUUACUAUUGUAAUAGUAGUCGAGGACUUUAAAAUCAAAUGGAUGUUGAAUCGUGAAUACAAAAUUAAUGCUAAUAGAUUGAAAGACAUCUCAUUUCUCAAUCCCGCGUCACUGCUGUCUGCAGGUGAAGUGUAGAACAUUUGAAAAGUUUGUAAACGAAACAUCACUUGAAUUGUUUUCGUCACAAUUGUGAAUAUUGUUAACAGUAUGAUGGUAGUGUCAUCUUAACAAUUCACAUUUUAUAUUAUACAUGGAAUAUUUUUUGUCAGAUAUUUUUUUUUUAUAUAAACAUUUCCACUUGUUAAUUGCGGUGACCGGUGGGCACUUCCUUCAUUUGCUUGAAUAUGGUAUUCACGGUGCAAUUUUCAUUUGAUUAGCGAUAUCUGAAUUUUAAAUUUCUUGGUAUUCAGGUGAAGACAUAAGGUGAUCUAACCAAAACGUGCAGUUGACUACAUUUAAAAUUUCCCGCAGUAUAGUCUAUUUUGACAUAGAUGUCGCUAUUGGCGGCCGAGGAUACCGCUCGCUGCCAGAUGGCGGUAAUAAUUUUCAAUCUCCGGCACUGCGCGUACGUUUCAUAACAGAUGGCAGUAACAUACGAGAUUGUACCGCUUUCUUUUCACUGCUAGCUUCAAUAGUAGUAUAUUAUAACGUACGAAUAGAUAAUUAGAUUAUUUUAUAUGUUUAUUCGUAUAUAUUAAUGCCUUAUUCAUAUACCUAGUACAUUAAUAUAUGGUAUUCCAUUGAACGAUGCUAGCAUUGAAAAGACAGCAAUUCAUUGCACAAGAUGAAGACAAUUGCGCAACAAACGACACAGACGAAUAUAAUGUUAAUGUACAAUUAAUAUUAAUUUACAAUUAUCUAUAAAAAUAUUUAUGCUGAUCUAUUUGCGUAGCUGAUAUUAUUAAGGUUUAGUUUUUAAUAAAGGGGAAAAAGAAUAAAAACAUAAUUAUAGAGUCCUGAAGUCAGCCUAAGUAUUAUUAUUCAAUUAUUAUGUUACGGUAUUUGAAUUGUAAGGUUUUUUUUUUAUAUGGUUAGUGUAAUGUGACAUUUAAAAGUAGACAGAGGAUGAUAAUCUAGAAUUUCGCGGUUGUACACAGUUUGUGUAAAAGCAACCCAUGACUUAGGGUAGCAGCAGACGGGCCCACUGGCCGAGACAGUAUCUGUAUUGUUUGACCCAAUCGAAUUAAAAUAAAACCAAGUGCUUUUUAAAAUUUAACUGUUUUAUAUAUCAUUAAAUUACUUUGAAGACAGUGUAGAUAGACUAGAUUUUUUUUACGUUAAGCUCACGUUAAAUUCAUAUUUUGUCGCGUUGGUUAAAAUCAAUAUCUUAUUACACGGUGGCCGUUUUGCCUAGGCCACUCGCUUAGUUGCGCUUGGACUGACCUAAGUUCUUAGUUUUUUUUUUAUAUCUAAUUCUACCCUGGUGGAAACAUUGGUGCUGAUCCCGGUGAUACUAACUUAUUAUUUUGUUUCUGUAGCAAUCCUCUAAUGAUCGAUGAAGACUUAUGGAAACCAAUCAUUAUCCUGCACUGUUGCCUGUAUACAAAAGCUAUAAAUUACUCAGCGAGCUAUGGAGAGAGCUAUGCUCGGAGUUUCAUUGCGUAACAGAAUCCGUAUCGAGGACAUCCGCAAAAGAACCAAAGUAACAUAGCUCGAAGGAUAAGCAAGCUGAAGUGGCAAUCGGCUGGUCACAUAGCUCAAAGAAGUAAUAACUGAUGAGAAAUAAAGGUUCUCGAGUUGCGACUCCGUAUGGGUAAACGCAGUGUAGGACUACCCCUUUACUAAUGAUGAUGAUAUAGAAAAUAGUAAAAAAAUAUUCAUAGAACAUAUAAAAAAUACAAGUGAGAAAGAAAUAUCAUUAGUCCAGUCGACUAUUCUAGAGGAAUCAAAGAUGUUAUGACUAAAAUUUGAAUUUUAUUUUACAUAUUUGAUAAAGCACUUUUUACCUUUUUUUUAGACAAACACCUAUGUGAUUACUUCACGGUACUCUAUCACCUAGUAGUCACUCUGUAUCCCUCAGAUAAGAUAGCUUCAGAAACAAAUAAAGAACGAGAUAGCACUAAACGUUCCUACCGUCCCUCUUUGUUCUUCGGAAGACACGAUAACUAAAUUAUUACAAUUAACUUUUAAUUUAGUUUUAGUUCACCGGAAUCGGCACUAUUAUUGACGUUUAUUUUAAUUAGUAGUUAUCGUUUCUAAGUUAUAAUAAGGUACAUAUUUAAACGUUUUAAUAUUUAUUUAAUUUCAUUAUCAUUCAUAAUUGACGAGUCUCGCACAUUUACAUAGAUUAUAAAUUAUAGCUCUAUAAUUUCACCGCUGCUGCUUGCGGUUUUUAUAUUGCAGCGUUUUUUUUUUUUUUAUAUAAUAUUAUUUCAUUUAACGUAAUUACAUUUAGACCUAUAUGGAAGGUUAUUAUGAAAUUAUAUGAUAUAAUACCAAUGUAGUGCACAGGAUUAUUUUAAUCCUUUACGUUUUUAGUAACUGCGAUUUAAAAACAAAAAAUAGGGAUAUGUUUUUUUUUUAUUUUACUGUAGUAUUUUAUUUCAUUAGAUCCUUCUCAUUUGUUUGCCUUGUAUUUUGCAUACAUAAUACCUCUUUAGCUUUAUAUUUUUUCAUUUUUUCCAAAUAAUACAUUUGCUGUAACAAUGGUUUUAUUAAGCUUUUUAUUCAUUGAAAUAUGUUAGCACGCUUUAUUUAAACAUGUUUCUCAGUAAUCAUUUAUUUGUUAUACAUAUAUAUAUAUAUAUAUAUAUAUAUAUAU
Molecule: messenger RNA, 6360 nt
Organism: Galleria mellonella (greater wax moth)
Lineage: Eukaryota; Metazoa; Arthropoda; Insecta; Lepidoptera; Pyralidae
Gene: Nca
Product: neurocalcin homolog
Exons: 5
Coding region: 270-842 (190 amino acids)
Molecular function (GO): calcium ion binding
Source: RefSeq, a predicted model, not a curated record